This is a messenger RNA of Lindgomyces ingoldianus, 2502 nucleotides long. RefSeq lists its product as uncharacterized. The transcript is spliced from 6 exons. Lineage: Eukaryota; Fungi; Ascomycota; Dothideomycetes; Pleosporales; Lindgomycetaceae. Bases 76 to 2277 code for a protein of 733 amino acids. The record is from RefSeq and is a predicted model, not a curated record.
CUUUUCACAAGUUGAACUCGUUUCAUCACAAUACCGCACCUCCAAGGACCUCAUCCGAGCUCAUUCCAUACCGCAAUGGACGCUUUCGCGGGAGCUUCCGAAGACGGAACAUCCGCCCCGCGGAUAGAGUUUCCACUGCGGCCGCGUGCACCAAAAGGAGUACAAGAAGAGCGCAAAGGAUUCACACCCCGUCGAUCCCAUCAAGACCUUAAAAAAGCUGGCAAAUCACCGGAAUUCGUUGGUCAAAAGCAGCAUCAGGAAAGAGAUAAUCCUUGGAAGUCAUCGCCCGAUCGACUUUCUGUUGACUACGGAAUUCUAAAUCUUCGCAUUCGCGAUGAAGAAACGCCUCGAUCACCUUCGCCCCGAUUCAGUCUUCAGAAAAGUGCCUUUGCUACAACAGCCGUGCAAUUUCCUCCGCAGCGCCUGCACAGGGCUCUGAGCCCUGUACCAGCUACCUCACCGGACACCAUUAGCAAUAUCAGAAGUUCAACACUGCAAUCCCCACAAACCGAACCAGUUGCGCCGACUAUCUUGAUCGGUAUCGAUUUUGGUACAACUCAUUCAGGUGUGGCAUGGGCAUAUUCCAAGCAGCCAGAUGACAUCAAAAUAGUAACAAAUUGGGAUUCCUUUGAGUGGGGAAAUUCUGAUAAAGGCAAAGCUCCCACAGCAAUCUCCUACGGCGCACCAGUCUCUGAUGCGGGCGUGGCGGAAAACAGUGGGGCUAACACCCCGAAAGAAAUAUUAUGGGGAUACGGAAUGGGUGAUGCAGAGUCGGUGAAGUGGUUCAAACUCUUGCUUUUGGACGAAGAGGACAUGGAAGACGCUCAGAGGAACUCGGUCCAGAUUAAAAGAGCGAGGGAACUACUGCGGCAUGCAGACAAAACUCCCAUUCAGGCUGUGGCAGACUAUCUCCGGCUCCUAUGGAACCACGCUCUGACGAACAUCAACAAAGACUUCGGGAAGGUUGCGGUAGACGGAACACCAUUCAGAGUGGUUUUGACCGUGCCUGCUGUGUGGACGACAAAAGCCAAAGACAGGAUGACAAAAGCAGCGAAACGUGCUGGCAUCCUUGAUGUUCGACUGGCCGGCGAGACGGUUCUGAAUUUCGUUUCUGAGCCCGAAGCAGCCGCAUUGGCUACCUUCCAGGACCUCAAAGCUCGUCCAAAUUUCCAGACUAGAGACACCUUUGUAGUAUGCGACGCCGGAGGAGGGACUGUAGACUUGAUCAGUUAUCAAGUUCUCGAUACCAACCCACUCCAGUUGAAAGAAUGCGUAGAAGGAUCUGGAAAACUCUGUGGCGCGAUAUUCCUUGAUCAGGAUUUUGAGGACCUCAUGAGUCAACUUGUUGGGGAUGCCUGGAAUGUGCCCGAGGGUGACAAAAGAGAACUCAUGAGUGCGCAGUGGGAAAAUGGUAUCAAGAGGAGCUUUGAAGGCCAAGACAGGGCAUGGAGGGUCACCCUGCCCCAUGCAUGCUACCAACGCGGAGCACCGCCAUCCUUGCAACUUGAAAAGGGGUUUGUAGAAGACAUUUUCGACAACGUCAUCUCGCAGAUUCGUGCUCUGGUCAACGACCAAAUAAGCGCGGUCGAGAAGAAAUCAGGCCAUCUGCCCAAGGCUGUCGUGCUCGUGGGCGGGCUAGGAAGCUGCCGAUAUUUAUUCAAGAAACUGAAUGAAGAGAACGAACCCCGUGAUAUUCGGGUGCAACAAUCCCAAGGUGAUAAGCCGUGGACAACUAUAUGUCGAGGCGCUGUUCUUAAAGCCUUGACGAACACUCAGCUUCCUGGAGUCACUGUCUAUUCCCGAAUAUCAAGACACAGCUAUGGAAUCGAACACAACACCGAUUUUGACCCCACACGUCAUCGCGAGGACGAGAAGUUCACUGACGAAGUGACUGGGACAGAGCGAGUGAAACAUGAAAUGACAUGGUACCUGAAGCGAGGUGACGAUAUUGAAGAGACAAAGCCCGUUAAACUAGGAUGGCACAAGCACAUAUCAGCGGAUUACGGCUCCACCUAUUCGUUUGCGGUGGAUAUAUCACUCUGUGGGGAGUUGACACCACCCAAGAGAUACAACAACACUGUCAGAUCGAGCUGUACUCUUAAGGCUGAUUUGGACAUAUCUCAUAUACCGAUCAUUCAAGGAUUUGAUGGUAAUCGGUACAAACGAGCACACUUUGAUAUUGAGAUGACUGUCAUCGGAACGGCUUUGGACUUCGCUCUGUUUGUACAGGGGAAGAGAAUAAACCACAGUCAGGUCGAAACGGAAUUUGAGGAUUAGAUUAGGUACGGGCACUAGUAUUUCGGAAGGCCAGGCGAUAAUCCGAAACCGUGUAAAAGUGUGUAAACCUGUCUCUAAGAUUGACCAUCUAUCUAGAGUCUGAUCAGCUUUGGCUGAAUCGCGAACGCAAUCAACUGUGGAACGCGUCGCACGUGUCUCACGCGAUAUCAUACCCAUGUACUACACUAUUCACUCAUUAGGCAUAGCUCCUCUCUCGUACAGUAU